Messenger RNA from Zootermopsis nevadensis, 5315 nucleotides. NCBI's taxonomy places the organism in Eukaryota, Metazoa, Arthropoda, Insecta, Blattodea, Termopsidae. The record is from RefSeq and is a predicted model, not a curated record.
AAUUAGUUUACGCUAGUGUGUUGUCUACUGAAGAUAUUAGUGAAAGACGGUAGUGAAGUAAGCAAUAAUGUCGUUCCCUCGUGCUAAAAUUCAACGAUUUAAUGAUGCAACAAGUUGUGCACCUCCACCAGGAAGGUAUGAUCCGAAGUUUGAGGCCAAGGUAAAGGGGGCAGUCAUUGAAAAGAGUGAGAGAUUUGUAGAACCGAAAUACCCCUCGGUGAGCACCAGCUCGGCUGAGAGCCCUGCAAACAUGUCUUUGACCAGCAGUAGUGGCAAGUCAGCAAAUGGCAACUGCUUACCUGUGUUUCGCACUGGCCACAGUUGCUGUUGUAGGAGUAAAUACAUUGCGCCACAGCUGCCUAGAAGAAUAGUAAAACAAGUGAGUUCAGCUCCUCAGACUAAAAUGAAGCUGAAGUUUGAAAUGCCGCUGAAGAACGGAGGUCCAAUGAAGGAAGUAAAUGCAGAUUUAUACGAAGCUUUGCUUGUAGACCGUGACAACAAAGACGCAACAAUCCACGAUAAUGAAGUUCACAUUGACGAGCUCUAUGAACGCAUUAGAAAUCUUGAAAAUACAUUAAGUCAGUUGCAGGCAGAAAAAGAUGAGUCAGGUGAGGUACAUAAAAUGGGUGAAUUGGCUGAUCUGAGAAAAGAAUUGGAAAAGACUUCUUCUGAUCUGCUUGAGGUCCAGGAAAAGUGUUCAGUGUUGGAGGAUACAGUUUGCAAGACUAGGACUUUACUAGCAAGUGCUGAACAAGAAAAGCAGAAUUUGUUGUUGAAAAUUAAUCAGGUUAAAGAUAAUGAGGAGAAGUCAAGAUGUAGAUAUGAAAUGGAUAUCAAAGAGUUGGAUUCCCUCUGUAAGAAGCUUGUGGAUGAUAUGGUGGGUGUGAGGGCUGAAGAGGAUGAGAAGAAGAAGGAACUGGAAGAACAAGUCAAGAAGCUGAAAGAGGAGCUGUCAAAUUUGAGCAAUACAAAUUCUGAUCUUGACAGCAGACUAAACCAGAAGCAGCAGAUGAUAUUAAUGCUUCAGAGUGAAUUGUCAUCUGCUGAACUGGAGCUAGAAGAAUGCAAAUCUGAGAAUGAGAAGAUGGUUACUGAGGAGGUUGCUAUGACAGAAAAGUAUGGGUCUGACAUGACGGAAAUGAAAGCCCUUAUCAAGAAGUUGGAGACGCUUCUUUCUGAGGAACGUGAGAUGCGAAUGCAAGAAAUUCAUGCCUUAGAAGAGAACGUGUUGAAUAGCUCUCUUGUGCGGGAGAAUCUGGAGACCAUCAUUACUGACAAACAGUCGGCCCUCUCAGCUUUGAAUGAUAAGUAUCUUGCAUUGGAAGCUGAAGUUGAGAAAUCUUGCAUGGAACAGAAGCUUGUGACAGAGGCUCACAGGCUUGAAAUGGAUGAUAUAUGUCAUAAAUAUGAGAGAGAACUGAAUGAGUUGAUGGAGAAAGAAAAAGAAGCAGAAAAGAGAAUAGAAUCUGUAACUGAUAAAUAUAAUAAAUUGGAAGCUGAUUUUAAGAAAUCUUCAUUGGAAAAGGAGUUUCUGAGAGAGGUUCAUAGGCUUGAAAUCAAUGACAUAUAUGAUAAACAUGAUGAAGAGACAGAAAUAAAAAUGGUAGACCUGACUAAUAAAUAUUGUGCAUUGGAAAGAGAGUUUGGGGAAUCUUGCCUGGAGAAGAGUCUUAUGACAGAAUCUUAUAAGCUUGAAUUGGAUGAAAUUAAUCGUAAACAUGAAGAUGAGUUAUGUAAGGUUUGGGAAGAGGUGAAUGAUAAGGGGAGAGAACUUGGCAGAAUAAAGAAUAUAAUGGAAGGGUCUGUGAAGGAGGCAGAAGAACGAGUGAGAGAAAUAAGAGCUGCGGCAGAAGAGAAACUGGAAGAAGUUCAAAUUGCUGCAGAGAAGAGGAUGAGAGAGUUUGAAGUGGAAACUGCAGAGAAGAUAAAUGACUGUAGGACAAGAGUCGACGUGAAACUGAAAGACGCGGAGCUUCAAAUGAACGUAUACGCGCAGAAGGCGAUGCAAGCGGAGGAGGAGUUGCGACAUAUGACACACCAUCGCGAUGAAUUGAGAAUCUCAAAUAUGGAGAACCAAUUGACAGUUGUUGAUAUGCAAGACAAAAUUGAUACUCUUGUUACAGAACUUAACACUGCCAGGGAAUCUUACGAAGCAGAUUUAAAUCAAGCUCGAAAUGAACAUGAAGUGACAAAAAAACAAUGCAAGAAGUUAAAAAUAGGAAUAAGUAACAUCCAGGCCUCCCUGGAAGCUCUCCAGAUGAGGCUGCUGGAGAGUGAACAUGAUGUGGAACAAUUAACAAAUGCCACUCAUCAAGUUCAGGCUCAGAAGGCGGCUCUUGAGGAACAAGUGAACAUACUGACUCAGAAACUGGAAGACAGCAGACAGAGCAUGAGUCAACUUGAAACAGAUACUGUUAAGCAGAUAGAAAAUACCCACAAAGAUCUUCUCUGCAAGUUAGAGGAUUUUAAAGAAAAGGCAGAUAAAAACAUUGCUGCAAAAGAAGAGGAGAUUUUAGAAUACCGACAUAAAACCAAGAAAUUAUCUGCAAGAAUAUUUGAACUAACUGAAACAUUGUCUGCCAUAGAAGAAACAAAUACCGUACAUGAGCGUGAAAUAGAGGCUCUUACCGAGAAGCUAGAUCAUCAACGGGAUUGCGCGAAGAUAGCAACACAGCAAAUAGCAACUCUGGAAGCUUCAAAUGCUAUCUAUCAGCAUCAGGUCCAGGCACUGACUGCAGAAUUAGAAUAUCAGAAGGAUUUCUCACAAAAGGCAUCUGAUCAUAUUGCAGGACUUGCUACUGCGAAGGCAAAUCAAGAUAAAGCAAUCUGUAAUCUUACCUCGGAACUUAUGGCUGAAAGAGAGAAGAUUUUGAAGUUACAUGGUGAGAUUGAAGAACCUACUACACUCAUGAAUUUUAACUCAGAGUCAAGUUCCGAUCUUUUGUCAGUAUUGAAGGAAAACUUUGAACAUUACAAAUCAGAAUUGAUGCAUAUAAUUCAGACACAGAUGACUGAUAUAAAAACAAAAGAAUUUGACAUAGACAAGAAAAACAUUGAUAUUUGUAGAAAAAAGUGUGAAAUCAAAAGCGCUACAGACAGGAUUACAGAAUUGGUUUCUGAGAAUACAAAGAAAGAGGAGAAGAUUGCAGAUCAUAAUCAGAAAAUCGAAGAAUUAUGCUCACAAUUAAAGGAACUCAAAACAUCUCUGCAAGCAGAACUGGAUUCAGAAUUGAUGUUGAAACUAGCAGAGAAGGAAAAAGAUUAUCAGAGUUUACUCAAUAAAGCAAAAGAUUGGGAAAAAUGCUACAAGGAAAUGGAGCUGCUCAUCGGUCCAUUCAGAGAGCAGCUGGAAGCAUUUGAUGCUGAACGGCAGGCGUUAGAACUACAAAAGGAAGUUGCAGAGAGUGAAAUGAGAGAGCUGGGUCUCCGUUAUGCAGAGAUUCUUGGACAUCAGAACCACAAGCAGAAGAUAAAACAUAUGAUCAAACUGAAGGAUGAGAUAAAUGAAUUGAAGAAGGAAAAUGAUAAACUGGAUAGUCAGGUGCGGACCCAGAAGAGACUCAUUGAUAAGCUGAAAGACGAGCCGCGGUCUACUUCGGUUCGCAAGCCUGUUCUUCAGCAGCACAAUCAGUCCAGCACAAGGGGCAAGGAAAAUGUUGAUCAUAGUCCCAUUAGGAAGUCCCCUGUUAGCAGCCCAAAGGUGAAGGCACUUCAGAAAUAUCGUUAAGGUUCUGAAACAGCAACUUUCAUUUGUCAGUAUGAUUUCGUUACAGAUCUUUUAAUUCAAAUGUUUCUUAAUUUUUUUUUUGCAUGAUUAGUUUCCCUGAAUCAAAACCACAGACUGGAAAGCUAACUCCAUCAGUACGUCUCAUAAAUAUGUUACAUCAAUCUGAAGCAUUAAAUAACUGUAUAAGUUACCAAAGAAAUUAAAUCUCCAACCAAGGGCUGCACAUCAUCCAGAAUUUCAGAUGUGUUGUAGUUCAUAAUUAAAUAUAAUGUCCUGGUCUAACCCACGGACUCUGACAAUUUGACAGUUCUGAAGAAUGUUUUAAUAUUUUGUUCAUGUGACUCUCCAAGUAUAGACAAGUUCCAUAUUUUUGCUAAAGGAGAUUUACCCAUGUCAAAUUAUGGUGAAAUUUGUCCAGUGUUUGAGCUCAUUAAAUAAGCAUUAUACACAAUUUGUCACAGUGUUAUAAAUAAGGUCAAUUUAAAUUGAAGUGCGUGUUAUUUUUGAGUAUGUUCAGAAUUUUAUCCUUGCAUAUGUAUCAAUUUGUGCCGUGUCUUCAUAAUAUAAUGCAUGUGCACGGCACUAGGAGAACAGGCCCAUCACAAAGGCCAUUAUGCUCAUCCUCCAGAUUAAAUCAAGAAAUCGUAGCGGGGCUGCAGUUUUCACAUUUUUCAUCGUUCCUUGGUAAUUGUUUACGCAUUAUUUUCAAUGACUGUGUUUCAAGUCAGGGCUGUUAUAGUGCGACUUAUAUUCAGGCAAGGUUGCUUACGUAAAUUAAGAUACAAAAAUUUAAAUUGAGAUAUUUACACCCAUAAAGGUAUAUAAAAUCUUGUAAACAGUUUUGUUUGUGUGCAUGAUUUUAUAUAUCAGUACAAUGCACAGUGUGCGAGGUUUUAAGACCAUAAAGGUAUCUUUAUUGCAGUGCACCAUAUACUUGCUUGCACUUGCUUUGAAGCAGUAUCAGCUCAAUUUUUAUAUUUUUUAUGAUCCCAUUCUAAAUGGCUUCACUAUUUAAACUUGCUUUUAUAUCCUUCUGACAGUGAUUUUAAGAAUUAUUCUUCUGUAAUAAAGAUUUGGUUCACAUUUUACGAAUAAUUUUUGUCUAGGUUUUACAGUGGUUUAUUCAUAACUUGAUGAUAUGCAUUCCUUCAUCGAAUUAUUGGUAAUUCAUUUGAAGUUGUAUCAUCUUAAGUGGUACUAGUUUUUUUAUUCUGUCAUUCAAAAUGUUUUACCACGAAGAUGAUAAUUGCUCAAUAUUGUAGAAACCUGUAGUAAUAGUUAUAAGAACUGUUCUCUUGUAGUACAAAAACAAUAUUUUUUUUUCAAAUUGUGUAAUGUCUGUGUGUAAGUUUUAUUGAGGCAUGCCAACAUUAUAUUUCUAUAAAGUGUUAGAUACUUAGUAUUUAUUUUAUUCAUGCUUAACUAUCACCUGUACAUUGCAGCUUACACCUUAUACAGCUGAUCAUGUGUCACUCUAGCCUGCAACGCAAAUUCUGUGCAAAUAUCAAUUGUAUACUUAGAACCCAGCAAUACUGAACUGAGCGAGCGGGUUUGUACUUUCCUUCCGAAUAAAUGCGCCAAUAAUCUA